This is a messenger RNA of Globicephala melas (long-finned pilot whale), 5704 nucleotides long. It is a transcript of the gene RUSC2, whose product is annotated as RUN and SH3 domain containing 2. NCBI's taxonomy places the organism in Eukaryota, Metazoa, Chordata, Mammalia, Artiodactyla, Delphinidae. Gene Ontology annotation, cellular component: cytoplasmic vesicle. Gene Ontology annotation, molecular function: protein binding. The record is from RefSeq and is a predicted model, not a curated record.
CCCAGACCUUUUCCCUGAGACUCCUAGGGAUGAGAGAGGAGCGAGGCCCAGCUCUCUCGCUAUUUUUCUUUGCCGCUUUGAGAGUUCUCAUCUUCCAGCACUGACUGCCCUCUGUGGCUGACUCCUUUCUCUACCUUCCCCCUUCCCCAGGCUAAAGGGCCCACAGGGACUGGCAGGGAGGAAGGCUGAGCGGCUGUACUGUGGGCAUGCCUAUUCCUUUCCCUUCCCCCUUCCCUUAGCAGCAACGUCACCGCAGCACCAGAGGCAGCAGCAGCGGCAAGGAUACUGGGGCUGGGAUUGCGCAGCCUCCCUGCAUUAGCAACGAUGCCAUUGUAUUAGCAGAAAUCAGAUCUUAGGAAAUCAGCCCAGUUCCCCCUGUGUGGUCCUGUGGAACAGUGCCUCAGCUUGAACUGUCAAGAUAGAGCUUGGUCGGAGUGCAAAAGGAACAGAAGCCUCCAGAUACAGCUAAGGCUCCUUACAGAGCCUUGUGGCUCAGUUUAGCCUCUCUGAUUUCUGCCUUUCUGCAUAUCUACUCCUUACCUCAAUCAACACACAAAGGCUUGGGAAGUCCAACAGAGGAGCCUUCCUCUCAGAAAGGAAAGGAGGAAGAAAGAAGGUACCAAGCUCUCCUGAUGAAAUGUGUUCUGCCCCACUGGGCUCCGGGGGCAGUGUCUGGUGCUGUUGAUGCCCUUGUUCGAACUUUCCAGAAUGGAUAGUCCCCCAAAGCUGACUGGAGAGACCCUCAUCGUCCACCACAUCCCCCUGGUACACUGUCAAGUCCCAGACAGGCAAUGCUGCGGAGGGGCAAGUGCAGGUAGCGGGAGCACAAGACCCAAUCCCUUCUGCCCAUCUGAGCUGGGCAUCACCCAGCCUGAUCAAGACCUGGGACAAGCCGACUCCCUGCUAUACAACAGUCUGCAUUCUGCUCCCGGGGGAUCUGCGCGAUCUGCAGACAGCACCAAGAACAGAGGUCGGGAUGGAAGAGGCCCCGGGGCCCCUAAACGACACAAUCCCUUUUUGCUGCAAGAGGGUAUUGCUGAGCCAGGACUUGGUGACCUGUAUGAUGACAGCAUCGGUGAUAGUGCCACCCAGCAGUCCUUCCACCUGCACGGGGCUGGCCAGCCCACCUUCCAUCCCUCCUCUUUCCAGCUGCCACCACCUGGCCCCAGAGUGGGCAGGCCAUGGGAGGCAACACAUAGUCGGGCUGGAGUGGUGGAGGGGCAGGAACAGGAGCCAGUGACCACCUUGGAUGCCCAGCAGUGCAGCAGUAGCCACAGUUGCCGGCCAGAGCCGGAAGCAGAGACCAUGGAGCUGGAUGAGUACGGGGGCCCUGGUGGGAGUGGCAGCGGGGGUGGAGCCAGUGAUACCUCUGGCUUUUCCUUUGACCAGGAGUGGAAGCUCAGUUCAGAUGAAUCCCCAAGGAACCCCAGAUGCUCAGGCUCAGGACCCCAGCACUGCCGCUGCAGUAGCACAUCCAGUCAGUCCGAGGCGGCUGACCAGUCCAUGGGCUAUGUGAGCGACUCCUCCUGCAACAGCUCAGAUGGAGUGCUGGUCACCUUCAGCACCCUCUACAACAAGAUGCACGGCAACUCCCAUGCCAAUCUCAACUCUGCCCCGCAAUCUUGCAGCGACUCUUCCUUCUGCAGCCACUCAGACCCCAGCGCCUUCUACCUGGACCUGCAGCCUUCCCCAGCAGAGUCUAAGAUGUCUUGUGAGUCCCACCACCCUGACAGUGGAGGGAGGGAAGGUGGCUAUGGUUGUCCUCAUGCCUCGUCUCCUGAGCUUGAUGCCAACUGCAACUCCUACCGCUCGCACUGUGAGCCCUGCCCAGCUGUGGCUGACCUCACAGCCUGCUUCCAGAGCCAGGCCCGUCUUGUUGUGGCCACACAGAAUUACUAUAAACUUGUCACCUGUGACCUGUCCUCCCAAUCAUCCCCAAGCCCAGCUGGCUCUUCCAUCACCAGCUGCUCAGAGGAACACACCAAGAUAAGUCCUGCGCCAGGCCCUGGCCCAGACCCUGGCCCUAGCCAGCCCUCUGAGUAUUACCUGUUCCAGAAGCCAGAAGUCCAGCCAGAGGAACAAGAAGCACCUGCUCCCGUGGGCCCCACUGUGAUCGAGGGGCAGGUGUACACUAAUACUUCACCCCCCAACCUCAGCACUGGACGUCAGCGCUCUCGAAGCUACGACCGCGGCCUAGAGCGCAGCCCUCCUAUCCGCCUGGGCUCACUGGAACGCAUGUUGAGUUGCCCAGUACGCCUGAGUGAGGGCCCUGCAGCCCUGACUGGGCCUAGUUCCCCACCUCGGCGUGUCACCUCCUUUGCUGAACUCGCCAAGGGCCGGAAGAAAGCUGCAGGCUCUGGCUCCCCCCCAUUGCGAGUGAGCGCUGGGGACUCCUCCCAGGAGUUCUCACCCAUCCAGGAAGCCCAGCAAGACAGGGUGGGCCCACUAGAUGAGGGCACUCACUGUAGCCAUAGCCUACCACCCAUGCCCUUGGGGCCAGGCCUGGACCUAGUUGGCCCAGAGCCCUGGUCCACCCAGGUCUGUCAGGGCCUCCAGUCCAGUGAGAUGCCACCUGCUGGCCUCAGAGCUGCUGGGCAAGGCCCCCUGGCCCAGCUGAUGGAUCCAGGGCCUGCUCUCCCAGGGAGCCCAGCCAGCAGCCAUACCCAGAGGGAUGCAAGAGCUAGAGCUGACGGGGGUGGUGCUGAGAGCCGACCAGUCCUUCGCUACAGCAAGGAGCAGAGGCCAACCACGCUGCCCAUCCAGCCCUUCGUGUUCCAGCACCACUUCCCCAAGCAGCUGGCCAAGUCCCGGGCCCUCCACAGCCUCUCCCAGCUCUACAGCCUCUCGGGCUGCACCCGUGCACCGCAGCGUGCCCCUCUGGCUGCCCCCACUGCUCAGGUCCCAGCGCACGCUCCUUCAGGGGAGCCUCAGGCAUCCAGCAGCGGAGGUGCCAGGAAAGCUGGGCCUGAGCCACAAACCUCACGGCCGUCACCCCUGGGCAGCUACUCCCCCAUCCGGAGUGCCGGCCCCUUUGGGCCCAGCACCGAGUCUUCUGCCUCCACUUCGUGCUCCCCUCCCCCAGAGCAGACCACAGCCACAGAAAGCCCACCUCCAUGGGGCCGCUCCUGUCCUCCUGCUGUCCGGCCUGCCACCUCCCAGCAGCCACAAAAGGAGCAUCAGAAGAUACUGACCUUGGCUGAGUACCGACUCCAUGGAACAGGAAGCUUGCCUCCUCUGGGCUCCUGGAGAUCUAGCCUCAGCCGGGCGGAGAGCCUGGCCCGGGGAGGUGGUGAGGGCAGCAUGGCUUCCAGGCCCAAUAAUGCCAACCAUCUAUCCCCUCAAGCACUCAAGUGGAGGGAAUACAGGAGGAAGAACCCUCUAGGGCCACCUGGUCUGUCAGGGAGCCUAGACCGAAGGCCACAGGAUGGUCGACUGGCCCGAAGGAACCCCAUCUUUGAGUUCCCUGGCUCCCUCAGUGCUGCUGGCCAUCUGAACUGCCGGCUGAAUGGUCAAGUAGUGAAGCCGUUACCACUGACCUGUCCUGACUUCCAAGACCCCUUUUCCUUGACUGAGAAGCCUCCAGCUGAGUUCUGUCUGUCCCCAGAUGGCAACUCAGAGGCCAUUUCCAUUGACCUUCUUCAGAAAAAAGGGCUGGUGAAAGCUAUUAACACGGCUGUAGACCUCAUUGUGGCCCAUUUUGGCACAAGCCGGGAUCCUGGGGUAAAGGCAAAGCUGGGGAAUAGUUCUGUGAGCCCCAAUGUAGGCCACCUGGUUCUGAAGUACUUGUGCCCUGCGGUCCGGGCGGUGUUGGAGGACGGGCUCAAGGCCUUUGUGCUGGAUGUCAUCAUCGGGCAGCGGAAGAACACCCCGUGGAGUGUGGUUGAGGCUUCCACACAGCUAGGCCCAUCCACCAAGGUUUUGCACGGCCUGUACAACAAAGUCAGCCAAUUCCCAGAGCUCACCAGUCAUACCAUGCGCUUCAACGCCUUCAUCCUCGGCCUGCUCAACAUCCGGUCCCUGGAGUUCUGGUUUAAUCACCUCUAUAACCAUGAAGAUAUCAUCCAGACCCACUACCAGCCGUGGGGUUUCCUGAACGCGGCGCAUACGGUGUGCCCUGGCCUCCUGGAGGAACUGCUGCUGCUGCUCCAGCCCCUGGCCCUCCUGCCCUUCAGCCUCGACCUACUGUUCCAGCACCGGCUGUUGCAGAGUGGGCAGCGGCAGCGGCAGCACAAGGAGCUGCUGCGGGUGUCCCAGGACUUGCUGCUGUCCGCCCACUCGACACUGCAGCUGGCCCGCUCCCGGAGCCAGGAGGGCCCUGGAGACAUGGACGGGGCAGCCCGUGGGGAGCGGGUGAAGGGUGUGGGUGCCCCAGAAGGUGGAGAAGAUGAGGAAGAAGACAAGGAGACAGAGGCAGCUGAGAGCUCAGGGCGUGGCAGGUGGGCCCGAAGUGGGCAGGCUGGCUGGUGGUACCAGCUCAUGCAGAGCUCCCAGGUCUACAUCGAUGGCUCCGCUGAGGGCUCUAGGUUCCCCCGGGGUGGCAGCAAUAGCAGCAGUGGCAGCAGCAGUGAGAAAAAGAAAGGGACGGGAGGUGGGGGGCCACCCCCCCGAGAGGGAGUCGUGGAGGGAGCUGAGGCCUGCCCUGCCCCUGAGGAGACCCUUGGCCGGGAGAGGGGCUGGCCUUUCUGGAUGGGGAGCCCCCCUGAUUCUGUACUGGCUGAGCUGAGGCGCAGCCGGGAGAGGGAGGGGCCCACUGCCCCCCCAGCAGAAAAUGAGGAAGGAGCCUUAGAGCCUUCACCCGGGGUCAUCAAGUGGGGACACCUCUUCGGGUCCCGAAAGGCUCAGCGGGAGGCCCGGCCCACAAACAGGCUACCCUCGGACUGGCUCAGCCUGGACAAGUCCAUGUUCCAGCUAGUGGCGCAAACAGUGGGUGCCCGCCGGGAGCCAGAGCCCAAGGAGGGCCUGCAGGAGCCACAGUCUCCAGCCCUGCCUUCCAGCACUCCAUGCGAGGUGAAGGCACUGUGCCACUAUCUGGCCACAGGCCCUGGACAGCUGAGCUUCCACAAGGGAGACAUCCUGCGGGUGCUGGGGCCAGCCGGAAGAGACUGGCUGCGCUGCAGCCGUGGCCCUGACACUGGUCUGGUGCCUCUGGCCUAUGUGACUUUGACCCCAACUCCAAGUCCAACCCCUGGAAGCAGCCAAAACUGAGGCCCUGUGCAUGCUGGUGGCCUCAGGGACCCUCACAACCCCUAGACUCGUAGCCUGAGAGCCCUUCCCAAGCCCUCUGGCCUGGUUACAGAGAGUAGACCGAGAGCUGGGGGCCACAUACCCCUGUGCUCAGUAUCAAUUACUCCCCCUUAACUGUCCCAGUGACCUCGUCCAGAUCUCCCCCCAGGAAAGGAGGGAAGGGACGCAGCACUGGGCUGCCAGAAUUUCCCCCGCCUAUCUUGGCCAGCCCUCCCAUGGGUACAGACAGGCAUGUCCCUGUGGAGGGAGGUGACCAGAAGGCCCGUUUGUGGGGGUCCCUAGGCCAGGUGGUGAGAAGGAUGGGUGACAGUAUUGGGGCCAGUUCCCUGAGCCCCCAGCUUUAAGUAGGCUGUGGCCAGUGCCUGGUGGUCAGAGGAGGGAGGAGGAGCCCAGGCUCUGUUUAUGUAUUUAUUUAUUUAUUUAUUACACCUAUUAAUAAAAAAGGUGCUUGGCCUCCAAA